Messenger RNA from Magnusiomyces paraingens, 948 nucleotides. RefSeq lists its product as uncharacterized. Gene Ontology annotation, molecular function: guanyl-nucleotide exchange factor activity; translation initiation factor activity. The transcript is spliced from 4 exons. The record is from RefSeq and is a predicted model, not a curated record. Gene Ontology annotation, cellular component: eukaryotic translation initiation factor 2B complex. Lineage: Eukaryota; Fungi; Ascomycota; Dipodascomycetes; Dipodascales; Dipodascaceae. The coding region runs from base 1 to 948 and encodes 315 amino acids. Gene Ontology annotation, biological process: translational initiation.
AUGUCGAAAGAAAUCAAAAAUGGAUCUGUACAGUUACCAUUAGCUGUUGUACCGAUUUAUGCCGAUGAUGGCACAUUUGAUAUUAAAGCUACUUAUUUAAAAGUUCUAGAAGAUGAUUCAGAAAUAACAAUGCCAGUUGCUGCUAUUGAAAGUUUGGUUGUUCUAUUAAGUGUUACGCAAACCUCGACUUCCUCUGAGCUGAUUAAGGUGCUGGCUGAUGCUACCUCAAAAUUAAAAAAAGAUGUUAAGAAUUCUGUCAGCUUAACUGCUGGAUGCGAUCUUUUCACUCGGUUUGUAUUAAGAAAUAUUAAUGACAUGGGUGAUUGGGAGGCAUGUAAGGACCAUUUGAUGAAAAAUGGUCGACUUUUUGCACAAAGAGCUAAAGAUGCAAGAAAAACUAUCGCAUCUAAUGGACUUCCAUUUAUAAGAGAUGACGAUGUUAUUUUAGUUCAUGCCCAUUCCCGAGCCGUUAUUUCAUUGUUACUUUUAGCAGCUUCAAAAUUAAUUCGCUUCCGUGUUUACGUGACUGAGUCACGAGUAACAGAAAAUGGCUUUAAGACGGCCGAGAUUCUUCGCAAAAAUAAUAUCCCUGUUUGUUUAAUUGCAGAUGUAACUGUUGGUUAUGUGAUUCAAAAAGUAGAUAAGAUAUUUGUUGGUGCAGAAGGUGUAGCAGAAAGUGGUGGUGUCAUCAAUGCCUCUGGCACAUACCAGAUCGGUGUACUAGCUAAAGAUACCAAGGUUCCUUUCUAUGUUGUCGCAGAAAGUCAUAAGUUUGUUCGCUUAUAUCCGGUUUCUCCAAGCGAUAUUGCAACCGAUUAUCCAUUGGAAUUCACAACCGAAACAAAAAAUAAAGAGUUAGAAACUUUACCUACAACAGACUUCACCCCACAUCAAUAUGUAACUGCACUGAUAACUGAUAUUGGUGUUUUAACCACGAGUGGUUGUUGA